Messenger RNA from Eruca vesicaria subsp. sativa (arugula), 1023 nucleotides. Lineage: Eukaryota; Viridiplantae; Streptophyta; Magnoliopsida; Brassicales; Brassicaceae. The record is from the annotation of a GenBank genome assembly.
AUGACCGGAGAUAAGAUUAUUUAUGAGCCAGAGAUGAGAAAUAGACUAGACUACAUGCGCCGGCUACGACACCAUUACAAUAUGUCAGUCAACCGUACCGGUGUUCGAGUUAAUCCUACAACGGAACAAAUAGAGAUGCCUAGUUCGUGGUGGGAGGAUCGAAUUGCUGAGGCUGGAACAACUAAUGGGAAAUUUAUACGGGUGUUGCAAAGCAAGCCUCUUCCUUUCAAAGAGUUACUUGAUGAAAUUUAUGGUGAACAUGAUUUAGAUCAAGAUGAACGUUAUUCACCAUUCAUGCUCGGUGAACAUAUCCAGCAAACGCAAGCGGAGGAAGCUAGUGAUGAUGAAACUACAGCAGGAGAAACUGCAGAAGAUAGUGAAAUCCGAAUUCCUUCGGAACAGAUUAGCCUCUUAGCUUCAGAUGACGAAUUUCCCACUAGAGAAGCACAUCGUUCUCCACCUCGUGCAAACAAGUCAAUUUUAUGUGUUCAGAGUACAUCUACUAAGCGUACGAAUAGAAAAAGAGUCAAUUUCGAGACACAAAUCCAAAGUGGAUUUCAGCGUGUGGAAGAGUCUCGCACAAACUUAUUAGAUGUUUUACGGUCAAGAAACCACCAGAAAGCAACUUUUGGAGAUGCUUUGGCUGUACUAGAAACAUUAGAUGUUGUACCGAUGGGAAGCUUCUGGUGGGCUGCAAGUGGACUGUUGAUGAAAGACGAGGAAAUCCGCGAUGGGUUUAUAAAAUUACGAAGUGAAGAAAAUAAAAUUCGGUUUUUAGAGAGGCUAAGUGGUAUUGAUAGAUAUGGUGACCCAUGCCAAAUCAUCAACUUAAGAGAGACAUCUAACACUUCAACGUCUUCUGCCCCAAUAGCUCAUUCGCAAAUGGAUGGAAUUACAACUAGCACUUCACAAAGUUUAGGUCAGGGACUAGGAAUGUUUGAAUCAGGAUCUUCAGGGACUAGUUUUUCGUCUAUACUUGGGGUUCUUGGGAAUAAUUCGUUUGGUUUAAGUUCUGGGUUUUAA